AGCUGUGUUGGAGUAGAAGAACAUCAUGCUGUUGACAUUGACCUAUAUCACUGUCCCAACUGUGCAGUUCUACAUGGAUCCUCCUUGAGAAUUUCUCCCAAGGAAUUAAUGAGGGAAACAUAUUUAUGUAUAUGAAUAUCAAUCCCAACUUUGUUUGAAGAAAGAUUCAGGAUGGACAAAGUGCAUAAGAAUUAAAAAAUGAUUAUAAUAUGAUGCAUCUACAUCUAUAUCUUAAAAUCUAAGCCACUUUAAAUUGCUUUUGAGUAUUUAUUAAGGAGAAAAUGGUCAUGGUAUAAUAAGAAAGUGAAAAAGAGAAGGAACUGGCACAGGCAUGACUACACCGAAAUUGAUGAUGGUUCCAAACCAGUGCAAGCUGGAACUAGGACUUUUGUGAAGGAACUACGUUCUCGAGUCUUCCCAAGUGCCGAUGAGAUCAUUGUGAAGAUGCACGGCAGCCAGCUGACACAGAGAUAUCUGGAGAAACAUGGAUUUGAGGUCCCUAUUAUGGUCCCCAAGUUAGAUGACCUAGGACUCAGGCUCCCUGCAGCUACGUUUUCUGUUAUGGAUGUGGAACGUCAUGUAGGUGGUGACAAAGUGAUAGAUGUCAUUGAUGUGGCAAGGCAGGCAGACAGCAAAAUGACACUUCACAAUUAUGUUAAAUACUUCAUGAACCCUAACAGACCAAAAGUGUUAAAUGUGAUCAGCCUUGAAUUUUCAGAUACAAAGAUGUCUGAAUUGGUGGAGGUCCCUGACAUAGCCAGAAAACUUUCCUGGGUGGAAAAUUAUUGGCCAGAUGAUUCAGUCUUUCCCAAGCCAUUUGUUCAGAAAUACUGCUUAAUGGGAGUUCAAGACAGCUACACAGAUUUCCACAUCGACUUUGGUGGAACUUCAGUUUGGUACCAUGUCCUCUGGGGUGAGAAGAUUUUUUAUUUGAUAAAGCCAACAGAUGAAAAUUUGGCACUCUAUGAGUCUUGGAGUUCAUCUGUGACCCAGAGUGAGGUGUUCUUUGGAGAUAAGGUGGAUAAAUGCUACAAAUGUGUGGUAAAGCAGGGACAUACCUUAUUUGUUCCUACAGGGUGGAUUCAUGCUGUGCUCACUUCUCAGGAUUGUAUGGCUUUUGGGGGGAACUUUCUGCACAACCUUAACAUUGGCAUGCAGCUCAGGUGUUAUGAGAUGGAAAAAAGGCUAAAAACACCAGAUCUCUUCAAAUUCCCUUUCUUUGAAGCCAUAUGUUGGUUUGUAGCCAAAAACUUGCUGGAAACCCUGAAAGAACUGAAAGAAGAUGGUUUCCAGCCUCAGACUUACCUAGUCCAGGGCGUGAAAGCACUGCAUACUGCUUUAAAAUUGUGGAUGAAAAAAGAACUUGUAUCCGAACAUGCCUUUGAAAUUCCAGACAAUGUUAGACCUGGACAUCUUAUUAAAGAACUUUCUAAAGUAAUUCGAGCAAUAGAGGAGGAAAACAGCAAGCCAGUUAAAUCUCAGGGAAUUCCUACAGAGUGUCCAGCUUCACGAUCCUCAAAUGAAGCAACUUCCCCAUACCAUUCCCGACGAAGGAUGAGGAAACUUCGAGAUCAUAAUGUCCGAACACCUUCUAACCUAGACAUCCUAGAGCUCCACACAAGGGAGGUCCUCAGAAGAUUAGAGAUGUGUCCUUGGGAAGAGGACAUCUUGAGCUCUAAACUGAAUGGUAAAUUCAACAAACAUCUCCAGCCAUCUUCUACCGUACCCGAAUGGAGAGCAAAAGAUAAUGAUCUACGAUUACUGCUGACAAAUGGAAGGAUAAUUAAAGACGAAAGACACCCCUUCGCAGAUCAGAGUCUUUAUACAGUAGACAGUGAAAAUGAAGAGGAUAAGAGAAGGACAAAAAAGGCAAAAGUGAAGAUAGAAGAGAGUUCAGGAAUAGAGGCAGUGGAGAAUGAAGAAUCUCAGAAACCCCUUAACAGGUUUUUUACAAGUGUGAAGUCAGAACUCAGGAAUCGAUCAUCAGAAUAUUCUGACAUUUCUGAUUCGGAAGACUCUGGACCUGAUUGCACUGCUUUGAAAAAUAAUUUUACCACUGAAGAGUCUGAAAGUUCAGGUGAUGAAAAAAAACAAAAGAUAACAUCAAACUUUAAGGAGGAAUCUAAUGUGAUGAGGAACUUUCUUCAAAAGAGCCAGAAAACAUCUAGAAGUGAAAUUCCAGUUAAAAGGGAAUGUCCUACCUCGACGAGCACAGAGGAAGAAGCGAUUCAGGGCAUGCUCUCUAUGGCAGGGUUGCACUAUUCCACAUGUUUACAAAGGCAGAUACAAAGCACAGGCUGCAGCAGUGAAAGAAACUCUCUCCAGGAUCCCAGCAGCUGUCACAGCAGUAACCACGAGGUUAGGCAGCUGUACCGCUAUGAUAAACCAGUGGAAUGUGGGUACCAUGUCAAGACUGAAGAUCAGGACUUGAGGCGUUCCUCUUGGAUUAAACAAUUUGAUACAACUUCCAGAUUUAAUCUUCAGGAUCCAAGUAGAGGCCAUAAAUAUAUCAAAAAGGAAGGUUCAUCAGAAAUCAGUCAAAAGGUACACAGUAGGAAUUCUGUGGACAGCAGUGGCUCCAGCCCUCAGAAUGGAAAGUACAUGCAGAAUUCAAGCUUGGUUUCAGGGGCAUGCCAGAUAAGUAAUGGCAGUGUAAGCCCAGAAAGGCCAGUUGGUGAAACUUCCUUUUCAGUGCCCCUUCACCCCACCAAGAGACCUGCAUCAAACCCACCACCGAUCAGCAACCAGGCAACAAAAGGUAAACGUCCAAAAAAAGGAAUGGCAACAGCCAAACAACGCCUUGGGAAGAUCCUUAAGUUGAACAGAAAUGGCCAUGCACGUUUCUUUGUGUGAUGGAGCUGCUGUUGGGAUCACUCUUCCCUUUGGAGACCAGUCUCGGGGGUGUGGGAGCCUGGAGCUUCCGCCAUGCAUGUCCAGUAGAGAACACUGCCUGGAGAACAAAAUGAACCUGAUGCUGCAUUUUCACUGUGCCACACCCACUCAGCAAUAACCAUUUUGGACCUGGUGGGGGAGAGGAAGAAGGAGGGUAGAACCUUAAAAGGAGACCUUGAACUGAAAAGGGUCUCUUGUCAGGGCUUGAAUUUCAUUUUGUUGUUGGUAGUGUCUUGAUUUAUUUUCAGUGGUAAAGAAUUAUCAAUAAUUUAUUUAACAGAUUUUUUUAAAAGUUAACAGCUUUUAAAUUCUUUUUUAAAGCUAUUUAUUUGGAAGAUUUCUGGAGAAAUAUCUCACUAAUUUAGAUUUAAGAAUGUGAAGGUUUUUAAAUUAUUUUUGAUAGUGUGUGUGUUACAUGUGGGGAAGAGCCACAGUAACAGUAACUAGUCUGGACUCUUAAAUUUGAUAUUCAGGUUAAAGUCUUAAACAGGGAUUUGAUGCAUUAAUUAUUUUAAAUUAAGAUGUAUAUGGAAAUCAUUUUAUUUUAUAUAUUUCAUGUUUUUUAUAAGCUAUUAGCUUCGCUUUUGCUAACAUCCAAGGUGCAUACUGUUAUCCAGGUUGAUGACCUUAUAUCCCACCUUCCCCCUCUGCACUCCCAGCUUUUGUGAUGAUACAAGACUCUUCUCUUUGCAGGGAAACACUUUCAUAGCCGAUGUGUUAGACCUACAUUAUAAAAGACCCCAACAUUUCUCAUUUCGUUUGACAUUGCAAUUUUUUCCUAAAUAUAACAAAGGCUUCUUGCAUUUUCAUUUUUGCUGAUGACCUGGGUUCCAAAGAGAACAGCUUUAAUAUCUUUUUCCUAUUUGUGGAAAAAGUAUUAAGUUUGAUUAAAUUGUCAUAUUUCUAGUUUUUCAAAUGCGUUUGUAACUACAGAGGGCCUUCUUCAUACUGCUGGUAUUAGAGGGCAGGACCAACACCUGCCACAAAGGUUAUAUUUUAUGACGCUUUUAUUCUGUGUACCUAAUUUGUUGGGAAAUAAGAUUUGACUUAGUUGUUCAACUCUGCAUAAUAAGCCGUAAUAUAAUAGGACUAUACUAUAUUAAUUGUGUAGAAGCAAGCAUGUUGGAGUAGACCUUUUGCAGGUGUGUGUGUGUGUGUGUGUGUGUGUGUGUGUUUAGUUUUUUAUUUCUUAACCUUCUAAAGAAUUAUUUAAGACAUGGAUUUGAAGUAAAAUGGGUGCUUCUUGUAGUUUCUUCCAUCUAUCCUAACUUAGCCAGUGCAUAUUGAGGUUAAGUAUCUGAUUGAGCUUUAAAGUAAUCAUAUAUCUCUUUUAUGCACAAUUUUUACUAAAUGCCAGCUAAUAAUAGCUAAUAUUUCCCCCUACCCCCCAUGACUUAGAAAUAAGUAAUUUCAAGGCUGGGGUGAUGUGGGGUGGAGAUAUUUCCAAUGCUGACAGGAGAGCAUUAUACAACUUCCUACAAAGAAAAUAUAGGCAAAUAAGAUCAAAUUUAUUUUUAUGAAGAAGAAAUAUGGCCAUAUUAUGGAUAUCCUUUUAUUUACUGAGCCAAGGUAGCAGAACUUUCCCUUCUAUAUUUAGUAUCAUGUGCAGUGCUAAGAAAAAGAAAUCCAUACCAUCCUCCUCCAUGGUUGCAUUCAAAUGUGUAUUUUCAAAGAGAGAGAUUUCUUACUCUGUCUUCAUUCCAGUAUUUCAUGGAAUAAAUAUGAAGUAACUUAUGAAUUAGCCUUUUUGGCCCAAGUGACUGAAUCAAGUCUGGAUCUUACCUGGUGUCAGGAAGGAUUUUGUGGAAAUACUAAAUGCCUAUAAGUGGCCUACUUAAAUUCUGCACGAUGCCAAAACUAGUUAAGAGAUGGGCAUGGUUAGUCAUUUGAUGGAUGAUUCGAUUUGAAAAAUGUAAAAAUUUGGGUUUGACUGAUUGUGCCACCUUCCCACACAGUAUAUUACUGUGAUGUUUUGGUUUUUUUUUUUUUCAGUUACAUCAUGAUCUGGGUUCUUUUUUUAUGUUCUUCUCACAGCUCUAAGUGUUUUUAAUUACCUGAAUUUUUUUCUUUAACUAUAAAAAUUAAAAUAAAACAAUUUCUUUUUAUGAGUUAAAAUUGUGGCCAGUAUCCACCCUGUGUACCUAGGCCGGUAAAUACUUAUUUUAAGUAGACAGUAUGUGGAACUUCUAAGUGAAGGUACUGUGGAUUCAUUUUUGGCAAUUUAGCCCAUUAACUGGCUAAGUUAAAAAAAAAAAAAACUUUCAGCAGGGUCAUAAAUAUAACCACUACUCAGAACACAUGUAUCUUCUUCUGAAUUGGUGCAGAUUCAGCCACUGGUCCAGGAACUUUCCUAGUCUUACAGAGUUACUGGUUCUGAUGCAUCCCCUGUAGCUCGGAAAUGACUGAACCUUGAGGUAACUGCAGCCAGUAUCUGGACUUAACUGUAACAGACAACCUUGUGUUUUCCCCUUGGUCUCAUAAACAAUACUACUGCACAGAUACUAUGACUUACGAAGACAGCAGUGGUGGCAUUUAGCUAGUUAUAAGCAAAUAGAAAUAUGUAAAGCAGAAUUAUGAUUAAAUGUAUGCAUUUUUAAUUAUAGUAGAUAAUUUUCCUGUAUUGAUUCAAGUAAGUAACUUCUGUUAACCUAGUAUCCACUGUACUGUAAUUCAUAAUGUCAUAUAAUAUAAUGCUCUCCAGUAUUGAUUAAUGUUGUAAACAGUACAAAGCUGGCAUUUAUGAUAGUUUUGUAUCCUAGAAAUACAUUGAACUUCAUAAGCAUCAGUUAAUUUUUAAAGCAUACAAAAUUGAAAAUUCUGACUGAAAUCAUCUUAUAAACUCAGAAAACAAGGCCAUCUUUAUUACUACUUAAAUACUUAGCUUGAAUACUGUUCUGUUUUUUUAAUAAUCCCAGUUAUUGCCUUUUAAAUGAACUCUACUGUAUUUAUUCUUAUGAGAUCAGCAGGUAUUUAUCAGACACCUACUAUGUGCCCAGCACUACAUAGUACUGUGGGGAAGUGUAAAGUUGAAAUGUGGUCUCUGCCUUUGAAGGUAUCUUCGUCAGGAAAUAAGCAGUGUUAUUUUUACUUCUAAGCAAACAUAAGCAAAAGAGAGCCCAUUUAUUUAAAAAAGCAUUAACUUCAUUUGUUUCAAUUGAGAUAUACUAUGCUAUAUAGACGUGGAAGUAAUUUUUUUUAAUUUUUAAAAUGUAAAAAACAUUUCAGAAAUUAACAAUUUAAUGUUGGCAGUAGAGGGUCAUGGUUUAGUAUGAAAGAGAGCAGACAACUUGGAUUUUUGCCCAGGUUCUGCCAUUUUUAUGUCAGCUCUGUGACCUUGAAUAAGUUGCUUAUUCUUACUACAUCUUAGUUUUCUCAUUUGUUAGUUUGGAUAAAAAUGCAGUUAACAAAUACAUGGAAAAGUGUUUCUUAAUCUAGUAACACUUCAUGCUUGCAGUUAAUUUAUCAUUAUUUAAGUUGCCACUGAUAAUGAAUGCACAUUUUUAUGCAUUUUAAAUUUAAACUGUUAUUACUCAUAAAAUUUGUUUUAUGUCAAAUCUAUGCCCAGAGCAUGCUACCUAAAAAACCUGAAGAGUCUCUAACAAGGUGCUGAAUUACAAUUAAAAUUAGUGCUUGAAGUGAAAGAAAAGUGAAAUAGUUUAUGGAUAAGAGUGAUACUGUUUAUCCUCAAGUAAGUAAUGUUUAUCCUCAAGUAAUCAUUAAGAUGACUUAAGGAAAGAUUCUUUCUGCUUGUUUCAAGAGAUGCUUUCUAUAGUAACUCCCCCAAGAGCUCCUGAAUCACCGUGCCACCCGGUACACCACUGCCAGAAGUAACUAUUGCAGUGUAUCAGCAUUUUACAAUUUCACAUGGAGAUGAAGGCUUAAUAAUGUCAAUCUGAAAAUUUUUCAAAAAUUCAUUUUUUUCUCAUUAAAUAUUAAGCCAGUUGCUCCCUCCAAAAAGAAAAGCUAAAGAUCACCAGUUGUUUCUGGAUGCCCUAGACCUUUAUCUAAAGCAAUCUCGAGAAGGUUGAGCAUCAGGUCAUUAGGAAAAACGUGUUACUGGUAACUAAAGAAGACAAAUGGAACCCUAAUAGGGCAGUGAUUUGCCUGGGGUCACAGUAGAUUCUAGACCUCUGGUACCUUGCUUCCUACCACAGCUCUUCUCUGUGAUGCUGUGCAGCCUCUGCUUGUCCUGGGGGUGAUGUUGAUAUGCUUGCUAGAAGCCAGAUGGAAAGAAAGGAGAAGUAAUAUACUCAUUACAUUGCUGUUGGACUAAAGUAAUUUUGAUACUAUAGCCUUACUAAAAACCCUGCUCUUAUUUUUAUUUGUUCUUCAGUGAAAAUCAUGACAUAAAAGUCAAAUCUUUUAUAUCCCUUACAUUAAAUUUUUAAAAAUUAAGGUCGUUAAGAAGCAAAUGCCUAUUUCCAAAGCAAUUAGCUUAUCAUAUUUGACUGUGGUUUUACUCUUUUAUACUAUUUUUCUCCUCUUUAGUGGGUAGGGAAAAUAAUGCUCAUUUACCUGCAUUCUACCCCGUAGAGUCUCCCUCUCACCCAUGGUGCCCUCUCUAGUGUCCUAAAGCUUUGUCUUAACAAGUGCAACAUUAAAUUUUUGUUAAAACCCUUUCAAAACUAUAUUCAGUGAUUCUUCCAACAAGUUGAUCUGUUCUGCACUAUUUCACUAAUAAACCCUGGCUACCACGUAGCCCUUGACCUCCAAGUAGCUUACCUAUGCAAGACCUGUGACAUUCUGAACUCACGUUUCCUUAUUUCAGAAAGCAGUCCUAAGUGGAACUUAAUCAUAACAAUAAUCCUUGCCUCCACCUACUUUUAUUUUGGCCAUUUCCUUUUUAAAAUGCCAGCUAUUUUCCCCCAAGGUAUUUCACCAAAACAGUGAUCAUAAGUGCUGGAAUAUAUAAUAUCUUGCAGGAAUGAAAUAACCCAGACAUACUCUUAUAUUCCUGUGGUAGUUGGUUGGUAACAGUUACCAUUAUUAAGUGGAAUAUAUAGUGAGGAAUUCAUUCAUUAAUUCCUUGCCUAGAAUCAUUUCUUCCCUCAAAGAUUCAUACGUAACCUUUUAUUUUUACAAAGCAUACAUAUAACUUCCACAUUAUAGUCAGGGACCUGAGGUGUCACUUGCUAAGUGAACCCCAGGUUAUUUUAUAUUGCAAAAGAAACCUAAACCAAACUAAGGGCCUUACAUUUAUGGUUAGACUGAAUCAAAAGCUAUAACCUCAGUUUUUCCCAAAAUAGCUUCUGACUGCAAACGCGUCAUGCAGUUGUUAGGUAUGAAAUAGCACUGAUCAGGAAAUGCAUGUGCAACUUCGCAGACUGUAUUUCCUUCCGAAAAGACUUUUCUACUUUUAAUAUAAAUUAAGCCAUAAUAGUUACAUGCUGUGGAAAGAGGGUGAAAGGUUCAUUUGAAGAGAUUAUAUAAUAUGAAUUUUCACAUUUACUGUGAAAUGUCUAACUUUUCCAGUGCUUCAGCAGGUUUGUUUGUUUUUUUGAGGGGGUAGAGGGAGGUGAUAGGGUGGGGUAGUAUUGAUUUUAGAGAUUUCAAAUCUGUGAAAUUUGAAAAGGGGACAGUUGUUGGCUAUGGUAUUUAUUAGUUUUGUAGUAAUGUUUUGCUAGCCUGACUGACUUUCCUUAACUGAUUUUUAUGCCCAUGGUCCAAGGAGACUGGUACCCUUUCUUGUUUGGGGUGUCUGCGGAGUAGUGUCUUGUCUGUUUGUAUAGGCAGUCAGUGUGUGUGCACAUGUGUGUCCUUUGAAUACAGAAGCACACUGUGUGACUACAGAGUGGGGUGUGGCUGGGAAACGGGAUGCUGAAGCUUUAAAGAGCAUUUUCUUUUUUGACUCUUAACAGUAUUUCCCAUCUUUUGCCUGCAGGCAGGGAAAGUGUACAGUAUUUAUUUUGCUUCUGUUUUAAAUUUGUAAGUCUUUAAAUAGUUUAAUUGGUUAUUAGAGGGGAGGACAAGUGACUUGUUUAAAGUUGUAUUUGGUAUUCUUACUUUUCAAUUUCUGUAUUUUAAAAUAUUGAAAUCAAAAUUGUAUUACUUCUGUUUUGAUUUUUUUAGUGCUGGGUGUAUUUUUGGCUCAUUUUGUUUGAAAGUAUAAAUGUUGAAAAUUGUAUAAAAUGUGUCUUUGAAAGAAAAAAAAUUGAAUUCUAUAUCCAA
Messenger RNA from Myotis brandtii (Brandt's bat), 9060 nucleotides. RefSeq names its product lysine (K)-specific demethylase 7A (gene KDM7A). The record is from RefSeq and is a predicted model, not a curated record. Lineage: Eukaryota; Metazoa; Chordata; Mammalia; Chiroptera; Vespertilionidae. The coding region runs from base 445 to 2853 and encodes 802 amino acids. Gene Ontology annotation, molecular function: histone demethylase activity; transcription coregulator activity. The transcript is spliced from 20 exons. Gene Ontology annotation, biological process: protein demethylation; regulation of transcription by RNA polymerase II.